Exophiala viscosa is the source of this 2400-nucleotide messenger RNA. Its product is annotated as acetolactate synthase I/II/III large subunit. Gene Ontology annotation, molecular function: flavin adenine dinucleotide binding; acetolactate synthase activity; magnesium ion binding. Gene Ontology annotation, cellular component: acetolactate synthase complex. NCBI's taxonomy places the organism in Eukaryota, Fungi, Ascomycota, Eurotiomycetes, Chaetothyriales, Herpotrichiellaceae. Gene Ontology annotation, biological process: L-valine biosynthetic process. The coding region runs from base 196 to 2043 and encodes 615 amino acids. The transcript is spliced from 3 exons. The record is from RefSeq and is a predicted model, not a curated record.
GCGGGGUCCAACAUCACGGGCGCGCCUAGUAUGCCGAGGUCGAUCCUCUGUAUGCAAGAGCAAUGACAGCCUCAGGCUUUGUAAAGGCGAGUACGAAUAUAAUCGUCAAUGUCCCGGAGAAGAAGUUUUGCGUCACCGUCAGAGGCAUUGGUGUCAUCACUGUUGUCUGUCCAUUAACAACCCUCGACCACGAUCAUGCCGGACAACGUGAUGGAAUGGCAGCGACCUCCGAAACGUGAGUUGCUCGGUGGUGAUUUGGUCGCACAAUCCUUGAAACAACUCGGCGCUGAGGUCGCUUUCGGCUUACACGGCGGACACCUUGACGCCUUCCUGAUCGGCUGCACCCUCAUUGGCAUCAAGAUUAUCGACACCCGGCAUGAGACCACGGCUGUCCAAGCAGCGGAAGGCUACGCCAAACUCUCUGGGAAAGCCGGAUUUUGUUUUGUGACGGCCAAUAGCGGCUUCAGCAAUGCUCUUCCCGGGCUGGCAACAGCCUUCGCCGACCGCUCACCUAUUUUCGUGAUUACCUCGUCACCACCACUUCGCGAUGCUGAAACGAAUUGCCUUCAAGGCUUCCACGACCAGGUCGUCCUGGCAAAACCAAUCACGAAGUUCGCCCAUCGUGUUACGAACGUCGAAGAGAUCCCGCGUAUCAUAAGCCACGCCUAUCGGACUGCUAUUGGAGGUAUUCCCGGUCCGGUCGUGAUCGACUUCCCCAUCGACAUACUCUUCCAUCCACCACGGAUGAACGCUCUUUCAUACGGCUCUCUUACUGGCGCUCCCGCCAUCACACCUUAUCCGGAUCCUGCCGCUCUCGAUGAGCUGAUCAAUCUAUGGAAGUCAGCGUCACGACCCGUCAUCGUUGUCGGCACUGGAGCAGCACGAACUACCACUCGAGGCUCCAAGUCUAGUGUGCUUCUCGACCUUGCUGAAGCAACCAAUACACCAGUCUUCUACUCUCAGAAGUACUUGCCAGCCCUUCCCUUCGACUCGCCUUUCCGAGGUGGCUAUGCCGCUUCCCUCGCUUCGCUGCCUUCAAUCCAAAAGAAACAGCCAGAUCUCGUCUUACUUCUUGGUGCGAGGACAGGGUUCUUGCUAGGCGGACGGUCGGGGGUCAUCAUUCCCAACUCUGGCUGCAAAGUGGCUCAAGUCGACAUAGAUGCCAGUGAGAUCGGCAAGUCCAACGCUAUUGAACUGGGCAUUGUGUCAGACGCGACAAAAUUCGUUGUGGCCUUGCUAGAGAAACUUCGCAACAACAACCCGAUUCAACGCCAGGACUCGUGGCUCCAGGACCUCCAAGACCUCAAGAACCAUAAAUCACCUCAUUCCGAUGACUCAGAAACUCUCCCGGACGGCCGCUUGCACCCAUUCUUCACCAUGAAGACUAUCUUUGAGACUUUGCCGGAGGGCUCAAUCAUCAUUAUCGACGGAGGCGAAGCUGGAAUCUGGGCCGCCGAACUUCUCGAACAAGCUCGCCCCGCCGGCGGCAUGGUUGCGACAGGCUACUUGGGCUUUUUAGGUAAUGGCUGGGGAUACAGUAUAGGCGCUGCCCUCGCAGUACCAGACCGUCUGAUAGUGAACAUCCACGGAGACGGAUCUGCUGGAUUCCACAUCCAAGAGCUCGACACCUUUGCCCGCCACCGACUUAAUGUCCUAACCAUUAUCAUGAACAAUUAUUUCUGGGGCAUGAGCGUCGCCGGUCAGGAUUUGAUCUACGAAGACGAAGAUCCCGCACGCGUGGCGAGCACCUUGUCCGAAGAUUGCCGGUACGAUAUCGUCGCGCAGGGUUUCGGGUGCAAAGGUGCCAUUACGCGGAAGAGUCUUGAUGAAGUGCGAGAUGCAGUGAAGUCUCUCACGGAGACGAAAGGACCGGGACUGUUGAACGCGAUCAUCUCGAGAAAUCCAAUCACGAUGGGAACCAGGGGUAUGGUCGGUAAGACGGACGACAAGAACUAUAUUGUCGUGCCGUACUACGAUAAUGUGCCGAGACCAUACUACAAGGAGGACGCUCCGACGACGAAUGGAACAGCGGACAAGCAUUGAUGGAUGGUAUCCAUUCGUUGCAGAUUGUUAUGGUUGCAAUUGCGAAGCAUGGCAAUAUUCCCCCUCUUGACAGCACGAGCUAUGGAGGUGUUGUUGAUUGUGUGUACUUAAAGAGUGAACUGUAACACAACAACAAAUGUCUAGAUGCUUUCAUCGUCGUGUCAGAGUCUCGGUUUGUUUGGCGAGUUUUCGAAUUCUUCUUCAAAGCUUUGAAUGUCCGCUGAAUCUCAUGGUAGAGCAGAAUCGUGCACAAUUCAUGUAUCGAGCGAUCUCAGCCAUACUUAUAUGCAAUGGAUUAGGGAGGGCCCUUGAGUAUUGUAUCGUCCCAAGUGGACCUUCCGCAUAUAUUGUCUAGCA